AUGCCCAUCAAUAAGGCACAAGAAAAAACGCUCCAAUUAGACGGUGACGAAUCGGAACUGGAUUUUUCUUAUGAUGAAGAUGAAUUCCCAAAUGAUGAACUAGACCAACUUUUACAAGAAUUUAAUAGUAAUUAUACUCUUGAUACCGAAAUAGAUAAUUCUAAUAUUAAUAAUGUCCUUACUGAUAAUAAUAUAUUGCCUAUGAUCACAUCAAAAAAAAAUAUAAAAUGGAUACAACAACCAUUUAAUACUCCUAAUAUUGAAUUAGAUGAUCUUGAUAUUACAGAUCCAGUAAUUGUUUUACGUAAUCCGAUCGAUUAUUUUAUGCACUAUUGUAAUGAUUAUUUUUUUGAAACUCUUGCAUUCAAUACUAAUUUGUACGCUAUUCAAAAAAAUUUAACCAAUUUUAAAGCAACAAAUCAACAAGAAAUACGAGUGCUAAUUGCAAUACAUUUAAUUAUGGGUUGUCUUAAAUUUCCUAGAGUUAGGAUGUAUUGGGAAGAAAAUUUUAAAGUACCAAGUGUUUUCAAUUCUAUGUCAAGGGACCGUUUUUUUCAACUCAGACAAAAUUUACAUAUAAUUAAUAAUUUAGACAUUCCAAAUAACAAUCAUGAUAAAUUUGUUAAAAUCCGUCCACUGUACGAUCUAAUAAAAAAAAAAUGUAAUGAAUUACCAAAAGAAAGAAAUCUUUGCAUAGACGAACAAAUGGUACCUUUUAAAGGUAAAUUAUCUGUUAAGCAAUAUAUGCGCGGUAAGCCAUGCCCAUGGGGUGUUAAAAUAUUUGUUUUAGCUUCAGAAAAUGGAAUGAUUUACGAUUUUAUACUGUAUCAAGGAAGUUCUACCGAAUUAAGUCAACAUAAUUUAAAUUUAUUUGGUCUUGGAGCAUCAGUUGUCUUGCAUCUCGUGCACACUCUCUACAAUCUUGGUAUUUAUGCGGCUGGAACAGUAAGACCAAAUCGUUUCGCUAAACCUCCUUUAUUACUUGAUAAGCAAAUGGCCAAAUUGGGUAGAGGGGCCACGUUUGAAAUAAGAUCUGACGUUAAGAAUUUAUUUAGUAUAGGCUUAGAACAAUUGAUACAGUACAAAGAUAUGAUAAAAAAAAAAGAAUAUAUCACUGUAGAAAGACCGGAGAUCGUAAAAUUAUACAAUUCAAGUAUGGGCGGAGUAGACAAAAGCGAUCAGUUAAUAAGUUUUUAUAGAACUUUUAUUAAAUCUAAAAAAUGGACUUUACGCCUUAUCACCCACGCUUUUGAUUUAGUUGCUAGCAAUUCCUGGCUUCAAUACAAAAAGGACGCUACUGAAUUGUGUUUACCAAAAAAAAAAAUAUUAGAUUUGUUACAUUUUCGUCUACAGUUGGCAGAUGAAUUAAUACGUUCUACGCGAAAAAUAGUGACAGCAAAGAAAAGUAAGGUGGGACGACCAACUAGAUUAACUUAUAGUUCACCAAAUUUUGAUACUGCAAGUACAAGUUUUAGUCAUCUUCCUUCACCUUCUCCUACGUCGUCAUCAUACUCUUUAAACCAAACAAAAAGUCGUACUGACAGUCCAAUCGCUUCAGAUGCUGUUAGGUAUGACCGAAUAUACCACAUGCCACAAAUGGAUAGCUUGAAAAACGCGACAAAGUGCAAAAAUCCAACGUGCUCAAGAAACAACAGAACACAUUUUUUUUGCAAGAAAUGUAAUGUCCACCUAUGCUUAACGAGAGACAGAAAUUGUUUUGAAGAAUAUCAUACUAAAGUUUAA
Messenger RNA from Myzus persicae (green peach aphid), 1743 nucleotides. Its product is annotated as piggyBac transposable element-derived protein 3-like. The transcript has 4 exons. Lineage: Eukaryota; Metazoa; Arthropoda; Insecta; Hemiptera; Aphididae. Bases 1 to 1743 code for a protein of 580 amino acids. The record is from RefSeq and is a predicted model, not a curated record.